Canis lupus familiaris (dog) is the source of this 3256-nucleotide messenger RNA. RefSeq names its product zinc finger protein 25 (gene ZNF25). NCBI's taxonomy places the organism in Eukaryota, Metazoa, Chordata, Mammalia, Carnivora, Canidae. The record is from RefSeq and is a predicted model, not a curated record.
AUCUGAUGAUGCCAAUGGGUAUGAGAAAUUGCUUUCUGAUAUUAUUAAUCAUGAGAAAACUCAUACUAGUGAGAAGUUUAAUGAAAUUAAGAAAAAUGAGAGCAUCUUCUAUCAUAGUGAGGAUUUUAUUCAACAACAAAAGAUUCACACUGUGGAGCAACUGUUUGAAUAUAAUGAAUGCAUUAAAGCCUUCCACAGUAAUGCUCUCUUCAUUACACAUAAGGGAACUCACACAGGAGAAAAAUCAUGUGAUUAUAAUGAAUGUGAGAAAAUUUUCAGGUAUGAGUCAAACCUCAUGUUACAUCAGGUAAUUUACUCAAGGAAGAAUCACUAUACAUUUAAUGGAUGUGGGGUAACCUGUGAUAAGUCAGUCCUUUGGAAGAAACGUCCUAGAAUUCAUAUGAGUGAGAAAUACCAUGAGUGUGAUAUAUGUGGGAAAACCUUCCUCCGAAAAUCAAAUCUCACAGUACAUCACAGAACGCACACAGGUGAAAAACCCUAUAAAUGUAAUGAAUGUGGGAAACCCUUUUACCAUAAGCCAGCCCUCACUGUACAUCAAAGAAUUCAUACAGGAGAGAGAAUGUGGGAAAUAUGGGAAUGUGGGAAAACUUUCUACCAGAACUCAGCUCUCUGUCAGCAUCAAAGAACACACACAGGGGACAAGCCUUACAAAUGUAGUGAAUGUGGAAAAUCUUUCUCCCAAAAGUCAGACCUGACUGUGCAUCAGAGAUCUCACACAGGAGAAAAACCUUAUAAAUGUAAUGAAUGUGACAAAUCCUUUAGUAUAAAGUCAAAACUCACUGUACACCAGAGAAUACACUCAGAGGAGAAGCCCUAUGAGUGUAGUGAAUGUGGGAAAAUGUAUUACAUGAAGUCAACCCUCAGUAAACAUCAAAGACUUCACAUAGGGGAGAAAAUAUAGGAAUGCAGUGAAUGUAGGAAGACCUUCUGUGGGAAGUCAAUUCUCCUUAAACACAGAACUCAUACAGGGGAGAAACCUUAUGAAUGUGUAGAAUGUAAGAAAACCUUUUCUGAGAAGUCCUCUCUCAGUAAACAUCAUAGGAUUCAUACUGGGGAGAAACCCUUUGAAUGUAACAAAUGUGGGAAGGCAUUCUGCCAAAAGUCCCAACUCAUUCAACAUCAGAGAAUUCAUACAGGGGAGAAACCCUAUGAACGUAAAGAAUUUAAGAGAACAUUUUGCCAGAACGCAUCCCUCAAUGUACAUCAGAGAACACACACAGGAGAGAAGCCCUAUCAAUGUAAUGUAACGUGUGGAAAAUCUAUUUAUGAUAGUUCGACCCUCAUUAAGCAUAUGAGGAUUCAUCAGGGGAGAAACCCUAUAAAUGUAAUGAAUGUGGGAAGACCUUCAGCCACAAACCAAUUCUUGCCACACAUCAGAGAACACACACAGAAGAGAAGCACUGUAAAGAUGGAUGAAACUGUUGCUGUAACUCAGAACUUUUGGCCUGACAGUAUAUCUAGGGAAGUAACCCUAUGGUUGUAAUGAAUGUAGGAAGAACUACCAGAAGUCAGCCUUCAGUUUACAUUAUAGGACUCCUACAGGAGAGAUACCUGGCAAUGUUUUUACCAAACUGGUCACAGAACAAGUCGUUCUCACCUGCUGAUGCACCUGCUCUUGCAUCCAGGUAGAUGAGAUGCAUGAUGAUGUGCAUGAGAACUGGCCAAUGGGAUGUGAGUAUAAUGAUGUAAUUCUCUUCUGGUCUGACAUAUAAUGGCCUCCAUGUCAAUUCUUUAUAGUCUCUGUUCUCUUUGGGGGUAGGAUAUAGAAUUCCUUCUGUCGAGGGGUCAGCACUCACUGUAUGUUGGUGAAGUCACACAAGAGUAGAAAUUUCUUUCAACAUCUUGAUGUUUCAAAACCUAAUCCACAAAUGAAAUUGCCUGUAACUGGAGAAAUCAGAGUUAAGAAAUCUUGAGAUUGCAACAAAUUUAGAAAAGCCUUUACAAGAAGGCUUGUAUCUUGUUCAAUUCUCUCAUUGAGCCUCAGGUAAAUAAUAAACUAAAACCUUAUAAGCACAUGGUUUUCUGAAAGCUUUCAGAAACAAAAACAUACUUUGUUGAAACAAAGGUGAAACAAAACAUACUUUGUGGUAUUUCAGAGAAUGAUUACUGAGGGAAACCGAAUUUAGAAAAUACAUUUAAGUUGUAACAUAGGAAAUACAGAGGCCAAGUAUACAUUUUUCACUUCUAGCACAAGUCUGAAUUUAAGAAACUGCUGUGAACAGAAAGCUAAUUGUACUUAUCACCAUAAAAUGUAUUCAUUAAGAAGCCCCAUCAUUGAAUAUCCUGAAAUGUUUAAUUGGGGUAUCUAAGUAGGUUUGAGUGUGCCAAACCCAACUUAGUUGUAACUUGGGAACUGUUUGUAUAUAACAUGCCAUAUGUUCUUUGCCUUCCUGGUAUUGGCAACCAUGAUAUGAUGCAAGAGUUAGCAAACAUUUUCUGUGAAAGGCUAAAUAGUAAAUACUUUAACCUUAGAGGUUACAUAUGCUUUCUGUCACUUUUUUUUUUUUUUUUUUUUACAACCUGUUAAAAAUGUAAAAAGUCAUUCUUAGCUCAUGGGCCAUUGAAAAACAGACGUGGCCAGAUUUAGCUUGUAGGCCAAGUUUGUGAGCCCCUGAUAUCAUGGUUAAAAGCAAGGACUCUGGAACUUUAUUUCCUAGGCUCAAGUCCCAGUUCUGUUGCACAUUAGCCAUGUGGCCUGGGAUAAAUCCCUUAACAUUUGUUCCUCAGUUUCCUUAUUUGCAAAAUGAUGAUCCUGACAUUAUACUACUACACGGAGUUCUAGUAAGGACCAGGUAAGUUAAUAAAUAUAAAAGUAUUAAACCACUGUAUAGAAUACUACAAGUGUUAGCUAUUCUGUGACUAGCAGUGGAUUUGUUAGAGCUUUUACAGGCUUUUGAUUACCUACUCAACAGCUGUCCCUCACUCCAUGCUAGUAGACCAGUUGUUUUUGUUUCAUUGUCCAUCUUCUAUAUAAUUCAGGAAAUGAAUAAUAAUUGAUCUAACCUGAAUUUUUUCCAGCUUAUUGAGGUAUAACUGACAAAAUUAUAAGAUAUUUAAAAUGUAUAAUGUGAUGAUUUAAGUGUAUGUGUAAGAAGAUGCCCCUGUCAAAAAAAAAUAAAAUAAAAUAAAAUAAUAAAAAAUUAAAAAAAAAAAAAAGAUGCCCCUGUCAAGUUAAUUAACUAACCAUCAUUUCACAUUUUUACUAACCUCACUCCUCUUUUUUGGUGAAAACCUU